Trichogramma pretiosum is the source of this 3602-nucleotide messenger RNA. Its product is annotated as CB1 cannabinoid receptor-interacting protein 1-like. The coding region runs from base 332 to 853 and encodes 173 amino acids. Gene Ontology annotation, biological process: negative regulation of signaling receptor activity. The record is from RefSeq and is a predicted model, not a curated record. Lineage: Eukaryota; Metazoa; Arthropoda; Insecta; Hymenoptera; Trichogrammatidae. Gene Ontology annotation, cellular component: plasma membrane. The transcript is spliced from 2 exons. Gene Ontology annotation, molecular function: type 1 cannabinoid receptor binding.
CGUCGGGGUAGUUGCUUGCAGCAGUCCCCAGCUGCUGCUACGGCUACGGCUGCUGCGUAAGAGAGAGAGAGAUAGAGCCACGAUGCAGCCACGAUACUGUGAUAAAUGAAUAAAGUUUAAUAAAGUCCCGUGACGUUACAUCGUACGUUAAUUAUAUAGAAGUAAGAGAUAGUUGACAUUGUUUAUGGUUGUGCGGUUGAACGAUGUGAUCGAAUAAACGAGACGAAGAAGGAGAAAAAAUUGUGAAAGAAAGCAACGAGCGUGUAAAGGAGACCGCUGAUCAUCCUCUGCCGAAGCUGGGGGCCUGAGGGGAGGUCGGUCAUGGAGACCGAUGCAGCGCGGAAGCUGUGCGGCCCAAGCUGCUGCUCACUUUCGCCUGACGCUGGUGAUGAAGCGCGAGCCCCAUGGCGGGCCAAUCUACUGCAAAAUGGAAACGCCCGGCAAGUACGCCCAGAUCAAGACCGUCAAGCUCUCGGCCGGGUGCACCUACAGGUUCGACGUGAGCUUCAGGCCGCCCCAAGUGCUGCAACAGAUGACGAUCGGCGGCAAGGACGUGGAGGCGGUGGAGCGCGCCCGGGACCGAAACGCCAGCGCCUACAGCGCCUACCACAGCACCAAGGACAAGGAGCCGAGCAAGCGGGGCGAGCGCGAGGAGCUGCCCAUCUACAUGUGCGUCCUCGACUCGGGCGAGCUCAUCAUCCGCCUCCAGAUCAAGUAUUAUCGGGCGGACGACCAGAGCCACUGCGAGUGGGGCUCGCGGCUGCACUGCAUCGAGCUCGACUGCUCGAGCGUCGAGGGUAGUCUGGUGAUGGUCGACCGCGAGAUGUAUCAGAAGAUCAACUCGACCACCUGACCCCGGCUUUCAUCGAGGAUCUAUCCUAUCCUGGUGAAUUGACGCUGCUUCGUGCGUUAAGCGCGUGUAACGAUGCCCAGGAUUUUCGGCAGCCACGAGUGAGGGUAAACAAAAAGAAAAAAAAAAAAAAAUAACAUUGGAAAUAUUCGUUUCACUACUUUAAUUAACUUCGACAAGAUACCUAUCUUUAUAUACACGUUAUCGUAAUUAAUAUGGCUAAAUUAAAAGAGUAGCGUCGCUUUUUGCCUGCCGUAAUGACGCUUUUUUAAGGGAUUACAAACGGAAACGGAAGAAGAUUUUAUAGAAAAAAAAAAUUUAUUUAGGAGCUAUAGGAGGCUGCCUCGGUCUACUUUACCGACUUUAGAUAGAUCUUUCGAUAAUUUGUACGUCGCAAAAUAUUAUAUACACAGAAUACGUCAGCUAUUGCGUGUGCUUUUUAUUACAUUAUAUAUCGUUACAAUUGCUUAUGUAAUUCAAUCUCUCUCGCUAAAAAGAGCACAUUCGUUUUGCGUGUUUCAUCACGGACAUGCUUUGAUAUACAAUAUAAUAAUGAUACAUAUCAGCUGAUUCGUAACGGCGAAGUUCGAGGGGGAAAAGGGGAGAGGAAGGACGCGCGCUGUUUUACCGACCGCGCAAUCAAUCAUCGUUAAUAAUGUUUCCUAUUAUUUAAUUAUUAUGAUAAUAUUUAAUGUCUUUAUGUAUACGGUUACUUCGAGAUACCGACACGGAGUUUCACUCGCGAUUUUUGAAUCAUAAUAGAUCACUGUGCUUAAUUCUCGUUCCGUCGGUAAAGUAGCACUUUUAUACUCUUCUCGUAUCGGUAUAGACUUUCUCGCAAUAAUUAAUGACGAAAUGACGCUUUUUCGAAAUCGAAUAUUAUGUAGAUAAAUAAACGAGUUGCGCAAGCAAACGAAUAGAUUAGAAACGCCGUGUAGACAAAUAAGAUGUAAUUGCUUCGUAGGAUACAGAACGAAUAGUAGUCCAUCUCUGGCAGUUUUCAGUUCCAAGUGUGUCUCCGUUUAAUAACGAACAAGCAAUAAAUAACACGUUUCUUCGAUUCUCACAUGUAUGAUUUUUUUCUACGAGCACAGUUGAAAGAACGAAAAAAAAUAUCAUUUUCGAAUUUCGCGAAGAGUAUAACUUAGGACCAAGUUUCGAAGUGAGCCAAACAAACAUUGUUGUAUUUUUGAAGAUAACGCAAUAGUCUAUACGUUACAUACCGAACGUCGAGAUUACAUAUUGUAUUGUAUAAAAUAUAUAUUUCGCAAGGCUGAAAACUGGUACCUAAUGGAUAAUAUACAUAUUUCCCAAAACGCAAUUGCAUAUCACUCUUGAUCGUUCAUUUGCCCGUCGAUAUUUGACGAAAAAGGAUAAAACAAAAAAAAAGGAUGAAAAAAAAAAAACUAUUGAAAGUUAACUAUUUGAUUUUAUAAUACUCGUUACUUAUACUCAAUAUAUAUUCUGAUAAAUUCUCUAUUCUUUCUCGAGCUCGUUCGGAGAAAAGUGAAAUAGAAAAAUAUUGCGUCGACGAUAAACGAAACCAAAAGAAAUUAAAAGAAGAGUCGAGCUGAGAAAUGUAAUUGUUUAUCGUUGUUGACAGUUAUUACACCGAAAGAUUACAAUCUUUUCUGCAUGCAAUCUCAAUAAUAAUAUAAAUAAUCAUAAUAAUGAUAACUAUAACUAAUACAAGCGACAAGACUGUCAUUGCCUUGUUUUUUACUUAUUACUAUUUUACGAUACGUUGAAAACUUCUUUAAUCUUUAAUAAAUGAAUAUUACGAUGACGUGUGAGUCGCGUAUUUCGAAUACAUUUAUAUUGUAUCGGGUGCUACGCCGCAAACACCACCAAGAUUCGAUUAUACGUAUUAAACCCACACAGCUCGCUCACACCGAUCGACGAGUGUAUAUUACACUCGAAAUAUGAGUUAUAUAUACGAUAUUGUUCUAGUUAUAAAUGAAAAAAAAAAUUAAAAUAAUAAAUGCAAUACAUCAUAUCACUCGUUACUUGUUAUGUUUCAAUUGUCAAAAUUUUUGGUGGAAAAACAAUGCGUCGCUCGUACUUGUAAUUCAUUGUGCAUAUAUAUAUGUAACCGACAAGGGCGGGGGGUGGGUUGGGGGUCAAGCAAAAAGGGGCACGAUAAUAAAUGUAAUAUUGAAAUGCAUAUCGAAAAAAAUUAAAAAAUAAAAAUAAAAAUAAAACGAAACAAUACGAAAGAGGACAAAAUAACAAAAAAAGUAUAAAUCGCGAAAGGGUCAACGAUAACGAAUUCACUUUUCUUUUAUUUUUAUACAUACUUUUUAUACGAAGCUAAAAUAAUUCGUAUGCUACAUUUUAAAUAAUAAUAAUGAUAAAAGAAAUAAAUUAUUUAUUAUAUUAUCGAUUUGUAAUAAGAAGUUAUAUAAUGCGCUACAGCACACUUUUACACUCUCAAUAAUAAUUAUUACUAAUAAUUACGAGGAAAUAAAAUGAAAAAAAAAAGAUAAAAAUAAAAAAUAAAAUAAAGAAAACUUGCAAUAGUAGAUGCGAAAAAACUCUUCUCGAAAAAAUAAAUAAUUAAAAAUAAAAUACAUUGUAAAUACUACUGGCGUUUACAUUGUAAUCUAAUAUGACAUAGAUCGUAACAAUAUAAUUAGCAAUGUAUAAUGUAACAUAGAGAAUGAAAAAUCUAUUUUGUAUUGAAAUCCCACCGUUUGAAUAAAAACUGUUGGAUAAAAAAUGUAUUAAAGGCGUGUGUCUUGUGUUAAAUUUC